ACUUCUGUUAUCGGCUGUUGUCUUGGAAGUUUCCCUCAUGUUCAAAUAGCCUCCUCUUCCCCCUGCAAUUGGGAUGAUGAUGAUGAAUCGCAAAUCCUGCUUCCUCAGUCAUUCCUCUAUUCUACUCCUCGUUCUUAUAUUGUAGUUCUGCGUUUGGAUUAGUCACUUUUUUUCUGUUUAUUUUCCAGCUUACUUGCUUUCCCUUCUUCUAAGGGAGGCUAAAUUGUAACUUACCGACAAAAAAUGGCCUCCGCUUUUCUCUUCGCCGUUGCUCUGCUAUUGGCGGCAACCAUAGCUCUUGGAUUUCCGGCGUCUCUGACUCUGGAGAGGGCGUUUCCGUCCAAUCACGGAGUGGAGUUGAGUCAGCUGAGAGCUCGGGACAGCCUCAGGCAUCGGAGAAUGUCGCAGUCUUCAAACGGUGUGGUCGAUUUCUCAGUUUCAGGAACUUUCGAUCCCUUCCAAGUCGGGCUUUACUAUACCAAAGUGCAGUUAGGCUCUCCUCCAACAGAAUACUACGUGCAAAUUGACACUGGCAGUGAUGUUCUCUGGGUUGGUUGCCGCUCCUGCAAUGGCUGUCCUCUGACAAGUGGACUCCAAAUUCAACUCAAUUUUUUUGACCCUGGGAGUUCUUCAACAGCUUCAUCGAUCUCUUGUUCUGACCAAAGAUGCAGAACCGGAGUUCAAUCAUCAGAUGCUAGCUGUGCCAGCCAGAACAACCAGUGUGCUUACACAUUCCAAUACGGAGAUGGCAGCGGGACAUCAGGCUAUUAUGUGUCUGACUUGAUGCACUUUAAUACCAUUUUUGAGGGAUCUGUAACUUCUAAUUCUUCAGCCCCUGUAGUUUUUGGGUGUAGCAUCCAGCAGACUGGUGACUUGACAAAGUCUGAUAGAGCUGUUGAUGGGAUAUUCGGGUUUGGACAACAGCAGAUGUCUGUCGUUUCCCAGCUUGCCUCACAAGGCAUGGCGCCAAGAGUGUUCUCCCACUGUCUGAAAGGAGAUAACACUGGUGGGGGCAUUUUGGUUCUUGGUGAGAUUGUGGAGCCAAAUAUAGUUUAUACUCCACUUGUUCCGUCGCAGCCUCAUUACAAUUUAAAUCUGCAGAGUAUCGCAGUCAAUGGCCAAAUAUUAUCCAUCGAUUCAUCUGUUUUUGCAACAUCAAGCAACCGAGGUACCAUUAUUGAUUCUGGAACAACUCUGGCAUACCUUGCAGAAGAGGCUUAUGAUCCCUUUGUCAGUGCGGUUACAGCUACAGUUCCACAAUCCAUACGAACUGUCCUUUCCCGUGGGAACCAAUGCUACUUAAUCACCACCAGCAUCUCUGAUAUUUUUCCUCUAGUAAGUCUGAACUUUGCCGGUGGUGCGUCUAUGGUUUUAAGACCACAGGACUACCUCAUACAGCAGACUUCAAUUGGUGGUGCAGCAAUGUGGUGUAUUGGCUUUCAGAAAAUUCAGGGUCAGGGAAUAACAAUAUUAGGAGAUCUUGUAUUAAAAGACAAAAUUUUUGUUUAUGAUCUGGCUGGUCAGCGCAUUGGAUGGGCUAACUACGAUUGUUCUUUGUCGGUUAAUGUCUCAGCAUCAACUGGCACGGGCAGAAGUGAGUAUGUGAAUGCAGGGGAGCUAAGUGGCACCACUUCUUUACGUGAAGGGAUAAAGGCAGGAAUCUUGGCUUUCUUGAUAAUGCACAUAACGCUGAUAAGCUGCAUUGUAUUUUUGUAGCAUAUCAUGUGGGAUUGGAUUCACAAUUAUUAUUCUUUUUUCUUUCUUUGUAUAUUAUUCUCUUGCCGGGGCAUAAUUGUGGCAAUCGGCAAGUCAGCAUGUUUAUUAUUUUGAUUGUGGCUUCUAAUCUGUAUUAGUUCCUGCUGUUCAUGUUUGGGGAUACAAGGAGAUAAAGUUAUACGAAAAUGAGAGGAUAGAUGAGUGUGUGUGUGUGUGUGUGUGUGUAUUUCUUCAUAUA
Neltuma alba is the source of this 1954-nucleotide messenger RNA. RefSeq names its product aspartic proteinase-like protein 2. Lineage: Eukaryota; Viridiplantae; Streptophyta; Magnoliopsida; Fabales; Fabaceae. The record is from RefSeq and is a predicted model, not a curated record. Gene Ontology annotation, molecular function: aspartic-type endopeptidase activity. The transcript has 10 exons. Gene Ontology annotation, biological process: proteolysis. The coding region runs from base 244 to 1716 and encodes 490 amino acids.